GGGAUAGGAUGAAGAUAAACAAAAGAUCUCCACAUUUAGGAUUAUGGAAACAAUAUUUUCCUCCCCUUCUGUUUGUAGGUGUUAGUUAACUUAUUAAUUCUAGGAUGACUGUUUGUAUUAUCGCUGGUUUAUUGCUGUUGUGAGCAGCCCUUGUUUGUUGCUGCUGCUGUUCAGUGUAUAUCUGCAUCCUUCCUCCAGGCAGCUCAUGGAAGCCGCUGUGGUUUUCUCUCCCUCCCCCCAAUUUUAUCCUUGCAGAACCCUGUGGGGUAGGUUAGGCGGAAAGCGAGAGUGAUUGGCCCAAGGUCAGACAGUAAGCUUCCUGGCUGAGCGGGGAUUUGAACCCGGGUCUUCACAGUCCUGAUGUUUAGUCAAACCUUUGCACUCUGCUAGUGUAGUGUAAGGGUAGUAAUAAAAAUUAAGAAUUGUCAGACUGUGGGUUGUUGUUGCUUCUUAGAUUCCGUACCUGCCCUUCGCCACAAAAUCCCAGGGCAAGCUGCAAAACUUCAAUAUUAAAACCAGUCAGAACAACUUACAAUCAGAAGACUAGGGUGGGUAUCCAGUAAAGCCAGAGCAGGGAUACAGGACGCUGCCUUAUGCAGAGUCAGACCAUUGAAGGGCUCCGUGGCUUUGCCUGCAGAAGGCCUCAGGUUUAGACCCCAGCAUCUGCAGGUAAGGCUGGGAGAGACCCCUGUCUGAAACCCUGGUGAGCUGCUGCCAGUCAGUGUGGACAUUACUGAGCCAGAAGGACUGAGGGUCUGAAUCAGUAUAUGGCAGCUUCCUGGGUUUAUUUAAAUCAUCCCUUAAUUUAGAAGCAUGAGGACUAGAAUCUUGCUUUAUUUUCAAACGCAUUGCUGCAGCUUAUUAGUACAACACAUUUACCCACAAAAGGAUCCUGGUUUGGUCCCCAGCAUCUCGAUUGUAGGCCUGGGAAUGUCCCCAGCCUGAAACCCUGGCGAGCCGCUGCCAGUCAGUGUGGGCAAUACUGAGCUAGAUGGAUGCAAUUGUCUGAUAAGGCAGCCUCUUUUCCUUAAAUAGCCCAUAUCUUUCCUACUGCUCAUCCAUAUAAAAUUGCCCUACGGGUAAUAAACUUGUCUACAUCAACCAGAAAUAAUCUGAGUGACCUUUCCAGGAAAUUCUGCAAGGAACAGAGAAAUCUGCCCUUAGGUGAACUGUACAAAGGGGGAUGCCUUUUGUUUUUAUUUAGAGCCUGAUAGAGGGAUAUUGUGACAACAUGGAGGUGUUGGCCGGGAAGCCACUCUCCCUUGAUCGUAUCAGUUUUUAUUUGCAGGUCAAAGCUCAAACCUUAAACAAGAAUGACGGCAGACAUUGAGCGACUCCUUAUACAGUUCAAAGAUGAGUCUGGUGAGGCCUUGGGGUCCCCCUUCGAUGUCCCCAUCGACAUCACGCCGGAGAAGAUGCAGCUGGUCUGCAACGCCCUCUUGGAGAAGGAGGAGCCGCUCCCGCUGGCUUUCUACGUGCAAGACUCCGAGAUCGUUGCCUCUCUGAAGCAGACGUUGGCGGGGCAGGGGCUGGAGACGGAGCGGGUGGUGGAGAUCGUCUACCAGCCGCAGGCCGUGUUCAAGGUCCGGGCCGUGACCCGCUGCACCAGUUCCCUGGAGGGACACAGUGAAGCCGUCAUUUCCGUCGCCUUCAGCCCCACUGGGAAGUAUCUAGCCAGUGGCUCCGGGGACACAACUGUGCGCUUCUGGGAUCUCAGCACGGAGACCCCGCACUUCACUGCCAAGGGUCACCGUCACUGGGUGCUCAGCAUUGCUUGGUCUCCCGAUGGCAGGAAACUGGCAUCCGGAUGCAAAAACAGCCAGAUAUUUCUCUGGGAUCCCAAAACUGGCAACCAGAUUGGCCGGGUUCUCGUGGGACACUCCAAAUGGAUUAUGUCCCUAUGCUGGGAGCCUCUGCAUUUGAACCCGGAAUGUCGCUACCUGGCCAGCUCCUCCAAGGAUGGCAGCAUUCGCAUCUGGGACACGGCAGCUGGCCGGUGCGACAAGAUCCUGACCGGCCACACGCAGUCUGUGACCUGUGUCAAGUGGGGUGGAGACGGGCUGCUGUACUCCUCUUCCCAGGAUCGCACCAUCAAGGUCUGGCGGCCCCAAGAUGGCGUCCUCUGCCGCACACUUCAGGGUCAUGCGCACUGGGUGAACACCAUGGCUCUCAGCACAGACUAUGUCCUCCGCACAGGGGCGUUUGAACCGGCUGAGGCCUCCAUCAACCCCCAGGACGUUAGCGGAUCCUUGGCAGAGAUAAAGGAGAAAGCACUGCUGAGGUACAACCAAGUCAGGGGUCAAGGGCCAGAAAGGCUUGUCUCUGGGUCAGAUGAUUUCACACUGUUCCUGUGGGUGCCCGCAGAGGACAAAAAGCCCCUGCAGAGAAUGACCGGCCACCAGGCGCUGAUCAACCAAGUCCUUUUCUCCCCGGACACCCGGAUCAUUGCCAGUGCGUCCUUCGACAAGUCUGUCAAGCUAUGGGAUGGCAAAACCGGGAAGUUCCUCACCUCCCUGCGAGGGCAUGUCUCUGCGGUGUACCAGAUUGCGUGGUCGGCCGAUAGCCGCCUGCUGGUCAGCGGGAGCAGCGACAGCACAAUCAAGGUCUGGGACGCUAAGACACGGAAACUGGCAGUUGACCUUCCCGGCCAUGCGGACGAGGUGUUUGCAGUGGACUGGAGCCCCGAUGGUCAACGGGUGGCAAGUGGUGGGAAGGAUAAAUGUCUGAGGAUAUGGAGACGAUAGCUGGGGAGAAGGACUGUAAAAAAAAUGGACCCGAUCCAUUUGGUGAUUCUCUCGUGACGCAGGUUGCGGCCUACAAGCCCUCCAUUUUACAGAGGGCUGCUUGAAUCAAGACUGUCCUUUUUUGUCUUUAUUUCUUUUUUGUAUCGAGAUAAAAGCGUCCUCUCCUCUCUGUCA
Rhineura floridana is the source of this 2918-nucleotide messenger RNA. RefSeq names its product notchless homolog 1 (gene NLE1). Lineage: Eukaryota; Metazoa; Chordata; Lepidosauria; Squamata; Rhineuridae. Bases 1314 to 2744 code for a protein of 476 amino acids. Gene Ontology annotation, molecular function: protein binding. Gene Ontology annotation, biological process: ribosomal large subunit assembly; Notch signaling pathway. The transcript is spliced from 12 exons. The record is from RefSeq and is a predicted model, not a curated record. Gene Ontology annotation, cellular component: nucleolus.